Molecule: messenger RNA, 2032 nt
Organism: Engraulis encrasicolus (European anchovy)
Lineage: Eukaryota; Metazoa; Chordata; Actinopteri; Clupeiformes; Engraulidae
Gene: pglyrp2
Product: peptidoglycan recognition protein 2
Exons: 5
Coding region: 358-1842 (494 amino acids)
Biological process (GO): peptidoglycan catabolic process; detection of bacterium; defense response to Gram-positive bacterium
Molecular function (GO): peptidoglycan immune receptor activity; N-acetylmuramoyl-L-alanine amidase activity; peptidoglycan binding
Source: RefSeq, a predicted model, not a curated record
UCCUUCAGACAGACAAACAGGUUGCGCAAAGCAGGUGAGGCAAACAAAUCCGAGCGAAUAAAGCAACCUUUAUAGUGUGGGUGCUGACAGCGGCUGAAUAUUAUCUCCCUCCGUAUUUUCCAACUUCUGUUCUGUUGAGAGGAAGUACGCUGCCGUGAACAAAAAGAGGCCAUGAGCACUAGAACAUAACGUCAGUUCUGGCUUUGAGCUAAUAUUAUGCACGGCCCUUGGUAACCUCGUCGUUGUUGUUGGACGACUGAUAUCUCUGCUCCUCGUCUGUGACCUCGCUGAGAAGUUCUCUGAGUGGCACAGGGGUGAGCUUACUCUCUCCUCCUCUCUUCUCCUCUCUUCUCCACAAUGACAACUUCGACUGCAGUUACCCGGAUCACAAUAUGCCUGGUAUGGAUAACCUGCCUCAGAGCACAGAGCACCGUGUACCUAAGGAAUACGGAGCAUUUCAUCCAGGCCAUCAAGAAGAUUGAGAACUCUGGUCUAGAAGCCAGUCCUCUGUCUAUCGUCAGAAGCUUACGGAAGGCAGCAGGCCAUGACGACGCCUACACACAGACCUUCUUAGGGACCACGCAGGACGACGACAGUGGCACAAACAUUCUAACGGCAAACCACAGCAGCAAGAACAUCGAGUCGUGGAGCUUGGACUUCCUGAGGUUCUUCGACAAGGCCAUCCACAACUUUGUGACCGACGCCCGUGAGGAGAGGGGAGUGGUGCUCACCCCUGAUGGGACCACCAUCGCCCUGGCUCCCCUCCUGCAGGGCAUCGAGGCUGGACUGAAGGCCCCCCGCUCUGUCGGACUCAGCCAACCUCCGCAGGGUCUGCACUUCCUCACCCUGGGCCGCACCUUAGGCCUGUCUUUCCUGAACGCGUACAACGACUCGUCGUCGGUCGACCGCUUGGGCCCGGACGGAUGUUGGGACAACGUCACGGCCCCUAUGGUGUUCACGCUUCAGGGGGCCCCGUCUCUGGCCACUGAUGCCCUGAUCAACGGGGGCAUGGACGGGGCCAUUCUGGGGGCGCACCUCACUGCGGAUGGAGGAUCUUCUCCUCUCCAGCUCAAGCUGAGCACUCUGCUGGAGUCCUACUACAACUUCCAGCUGGGGGAGGCUGGUUUGGACGGAGCUCCCCAGCUGAUAAGCGCCAAGCGCAGGGAGAAUUACAGGACACUAGUGCCUCCCAAUGUUCUGGAGAAGACUGUGCUGGAGUUCUUGGCGGAUAGGAAACCAUCGGCGCGUCUGAUAGAAGCGGUGAAGGAGGGCAUGCGUGACUUUACACUCCGCUAUCUGGAUUGCCCAGCAAUGAUCCCUCGCUGUCAGUGGGGAGCUAAAAUUCCAAAGGGCAUCGCUGCAAGGCUCUCACCUCCCCUCCAGUUCCUCUAUAUCCACCACACAGAGAUGCCCAGUGGACCCUGCCUGACCUUCCAGCAGUGCUCCAAGAACAUGAGAGCUAUGCAGCGUUACCACCAGGAGGAGAAAGGCUGGCAAGAUAUCGGCUACAGCUUUGUGAUGGGCUCCGAUGGCUACAUGUACGAGGGCCGCGGCUGGGGCAGGACAGGCUCCCACACCAAGGGCCACAACAGCCUGGGCUACGGGGUGGCCUUCAUCGGCAACUACGCGACCUCACUACCCACGCAGCACAGCCUGGGUCUGGUGAGGCAUCGUCUGACAACAUGUGCCGUCACCAGCCGAUUCCUCCACGCCAACUACACGGUCUGGGGACACAGGCAGGCGGUAAACUACACCACGUGUCCCGGAGAUGCUCUCUACUCACACAUCAGCACCUGGGAGCACUUUGAGGACACCAAACCUUCCAAGGCAACUAAGGAGUAAAAUUGUAAUUGCAAGGAUACAAAUGGCCAACACAAAUGGCUUUAAGAAAACUGCCAACUUCCUGAUGUCAAGAUUACACCAUGGCACAUGGCAAAAAAAGUAAAAUAUUACAUGUAGUGUUGGUGCACGCCAACACCACAUCACUUCGUAUAAUAAAACAUGACAAUCUCUGUGAAACUUUUCUGUGAAU